Messenger RNA from Myxocyprinus asiaticus (Chinese sucker), 949 nucleotides. RefSeq names its product chymotrypsin A-like. The transcript has 7 exons. Lineage: Eukaryota; Metazoa; Chordata; Actinopteri; Cypriniformes; Catostomidae. The record is from RefSeq and is a predicted model, not a curated record. Gene Ontology annotation, molecular function: serine-type endopeptidase activity. Gene Ontology annotation, biological process: proteolysis. Bases 94 to 885 code for a protein of 263 amino acids.
AUAUCCCACAGUGGCGAGAUAAGACGUCCAGCCUGUGAAUGAGGAUUGGGUAUAUAAAGCUCUCCGUUUAGCAGACACCACCAAGCUUCAGCAAUGGCCUCCCUCUGGAUCCUCGCCUGCUUUGCCUUCGUUGGUGCAGCCUACGGCUGUGGCAUUCCUGCUAUCCCCCCUGUUAUCACUGGCUACUCCAGGAUUGUAAAUGGUGAGGAGGCACGUCCUCACUCCUGGCCCUGGCAGGUGUCUCUGCAGGACUCCACUGGUUUCCACUUCUGUGGUGGCUCCCUCAUCAAUGAGAACUGGGUUGUGACUGCUGCCCACUGCAAUGUAAGGACAUCUCACCGCGUGAUCCUGGGAGAGCAUGAUCGUUCCUCCAACGCUGAGGCCAUUCAGACCAUGACUGUUGGCAAGGUCUUCAAGCACCCUAACUACAACAGCUUCACCAUCAACAAUGACAUCACCCUGAUCAAGCUGGCCUCUCCUGCUCAGAUCGGCACUCACGUGUCUCCUGUGUGCCUUCCUGAAACCAAUGACAACUUCCCUGGUGGCAUGAAGUGUGUGACCACUGGAUGGGGUCUGACCAGGUACAAUGCUCCUGAUACCCCCGCCCUUCUCCAGCAGGCUGCUCUGCCUCUGCUGACCAACGAUGACUGCAAGCGUUAUUGGGGAACUAACAUCACUGAUCUGAUGAUCUGCGCUGGUGCCUCUGGUGUCUCUUCUUGCAUGGGUGAUUCUGGUGGCCCUCUGGUCUGUGAGCAGAAUGGAAUCUGGACUCUGGUUGGUAUUGUGUCAUGGGGAAGCAGCACCUGCUCCACUUCAACCCCUGCCGUGUACGCCCGUGUCACCAUGCUCCGUGCCUGGAUUGACCAGACCAUUGCUGCAAACUAAAGCUGCCAUAACUACUGUCUUUAGUUUAAUAAUUUUCCAUCAUCAAUAAAGAUUUAUGACAUCA